This is a messenger RNA of Cryptosporidium muris RN66, 924 nucleotides long. RefSeq lists its product as uncharacterized. The record is from RefSeq and is a predicted model, not a curated record. The transcript has a single exon. NCBI's taxonomy places the organism in Eukaryota, Apicomplexa, Conoidasida, Eucoccidiorida, Cryptosporidiidae. Bases 1 to 924 code for a protein of 307 amino acids.
AUGCAUAAUAAACUUUCAAUUUUAACUUUUCUUAUUGGGUUCUUGGUCAACAAAGCAUUUGGUUUUGCAAAUAUUUUAUCUGGUGCUUUCUUAGCUACUUACUCUAUUAUCCAUACAAUACAAGGUAUGUACGUGAACAUUCAUCACCUUAGUAACUCAUUUGACUUGUCAUUACAAGCUUAUCAAUCAACCCAUCUCUAUAAUCCCGAACUUGGCACUGAAAAUCUUAUUCCAAACCUUCCAGAGUCAACAUAUCAUGGCCUUAUGCAUCCAUCAGUAAUGUAUCUACAUCCAACACUACCUCACCAACAUCAUAUUAACUCAUUUAUGCAUCAUAUGCAUGGUAGUUCUGAUAAUUUAAACUAUAAUAUGGACUUAAAGAGUCAUCACGACCAAAACCUUGAAAUUAACGGGAAUAACAAUUACCAACAUGACGGACAUUUAGGAACUUAUCAUGGGAUAUUGGGUUCUAUUAAUAAUGGUCCUCUUAGUACUAGUGAAUUUCAUAGGAACAUAUUUCAUAAUGUCCACUCUGAUACUGGCACUAAUGCGGAUAGCGUAUCCAUAUCUAAUACUCCAAAUAUGGCUACUCCAAUUUCACAUAAUUCUAUAAUAAAUAGUUAUGUAGUAUCUAUCUUAUCGAAGAACGAUUUACAUAAUAUAAUUUCUAGUGAUUAUACUCACUCAUUAAUUGUACAUAAUGGGCAAUCUUUACAAGAUAAUGGUGCUAAUUCAGGUAUGGAAGCAGCAACAGCUAAUUCUAAUCCGGGAAACCAGCCCAAUCAAUCUAUGGAAUUUAUAGAAGUAUUUAACUACGUCACCCCAUUUAUAUUUUUGACAUCUGGGAUAACGUCUCUUAGUAUUGGACUACUAACUCUACAUACUAAAAAAAGUAGAAAAAGAAAGCUUUAUUUGGUAAGAUAA